CUUUUCCCUGUCCCCAGGCUGUAGCACAGACUGCCAGACCCACUGCCUCAUAGACUGCAGGCAGGGAUAUUACUACACAGCUGGCAACUGCUUGGAAUGUCCAACAGGUUUCUAUUGCCCUGGGGGUCAAGCAGCUCCAAGGAAAUGCCCACUGGGAACAGCCAAUGUACUUACAGCUCAAACAGACAUCACUGCCUGCCAGGUCUGUCCCAGUGGCUACCUCAGCCUGGAGAGUGGAGCUGGGUGCCGUGCAUGUCCAGAGGGAUAUUCCUGCCAUCCCCAAAGCGGUGUGCAGAGGAGCUGUGCUCCUGGUCACUACUCACCAGAGGGAGACUUGGAGUGCCAGGAAUGUCCAGAGACUUACAUCUGCCCGGAUGGACAGAGCAGACAGCACUGUGGGGCUGGUGAGCAGCCAAACCCGAGCCGCACUCAGUGUGUAACCUCCGCUCCCAGCCCGUUCCCAAGGGAAGACCCUCUGCUGUGCCAGCCCUGCCCAGCAGGUCACUUCUGUCCUGAUGGCCUUGCAGUCCCUCCAUGCCCAGCAGGGAGUUUCAAGCCCAAAGAGGAGCUUCACCCCCCCAGCAGCAGCAGCUCCUCAUGCUUGCCAGGACUUGGGUUGUGCUGGAAGUGCCCUGCUGGGUAUUUCUGCCCUGCUGGAGCAAGUCACCCAGUGCCAUGCCAGCCAGGCACACACAACCCUCUGCAAGGCCAGGAUGAAGCCACUGACUGCAGAGCCUGCCCAGCAGGGAGAGCUUGCACCCAGGCUGCCUUAGCCCAGCCUGAUGCUGAGUGCUUACCGGGGUACGUGUGCCCAGCAGGGUCAUCCAGCCCUCAUUCUCCCAGCAAUGCCUGUCCUCCAGGAACAGUUGGCAAUGAUUUCAACCUCUUUGAGAAGUCCCAGUGUGAAACAUGCCCAGCUGGAUUUGCCUGUGGGAGAGGAACAGGGGGGAAGCAGAAGCCCCCCACUCCGUGCCCAGCUGGUCACUACUGCCCACCAGGCACCAAGCACCCAACGCAGCACAAGUGUGCCCCAGGCACCUGGAGCAACAGGACAAGCCUGACCUCAGGAGAGGAGUGCUCCCCAUGCCCUGCAGGCUGGUUUUGCUUCGGAGGAGCCCGUUCUCCUACUGGGAUGUGCAGCUCAGGGCACUACUGCCCUCAGGGUACACAGAGGGGCACACAGUACCCCUGCCCCGCAGGAACCUAUGCCCCCAGGCUGGGAAAUGGGAGAGUGGAAGAUUGUGCUGCCUGCCCCGCGGGAGCCUUCUGCCCCAGUGGGACCUCCAAGCCAGUUCUGUGCCCAGUAGGAACCUAUCGCACAGAACAUGGUGCAGCAGUGGCUGCAGAUUGCACCCCUUGUCCUGGAGGGUAUUACUGCCCUGAGCUGGGCACCGUAUCUCCUCAACCCUGCGGUGCUGGCAACUUCUCAGACCAAGGUUCAGCCUCCUGCUUGCCAUGCCUGGUGGGACAUUACUGUGCUGGAGAGCACACCAGCUCGGAGGUGAUGCUCCUAGCCAUGGUUUGCCCAGCGGGUCUGCUGUGCCCACAAGGACAGGCUGCUGUUCCAGACACCAGUGCAAAUGCCUGCCCAAGAGGAUACUACUGUCCCCAGGGAGACACUGGUAAGCCUUGUCCCAGUGGGACCUAUGGUGAGCAGAUGGGUCUGAGCAGUGUUGCUGAAUGCUUGCCCUGUCCCAUGGGGAAGUACUGCUACAGAGAGGGGAUUGAGCCUCCAGGAAUUCCCAACCCUACAGGGGAUUGCCCACCUGGCUAUCGCUGCCCUCCGGGGACUGGAUUCCCUUUCUCCUUCCCCUGUAUGCCAGGCUUCUUCUGGGAUAAUUCCAGCACAGAGGGUGAAGACCCUUGCACACCGUGUCCACCUGGGUACUACUGUGACUCUCCUGCCAUGCCAGAGCCCAAAGCUUGCCCAGCAGGCUUUUACUGUGUGGAAGGCAGCUCUAAACCUGAACCCUGCCCUGAGGGGACAUACAGUGGCAGGCAGUGGUUAUCUGGACCCUCAGAGUGCAGCCCAUGUGCCCGUGGGUUCUACUGUGCUGCUCCAGGACAGACUGGGCCAAGUGGUCCCUGUAAGGCUGGAUUCUACUGCCAGGGCAGAGCCCUCACACCACUGCCCACAGAUGGUGUGACAGGAGACGUGUGUCCUGCUGGGGCUUACUGCCCACCCGGCUGUCCCUCACCCAUCCCCUGUCCUGCAGGGACUUACAGCAACCUCAGUGGGUUGAGGAGCCUCCAGGAGUGCUUGGACUGCCCACCUGGCCUGUAUUGUGAUGGGACGAACAGCCAAGCUCCCUCAGGACCCUGUGAAGCUGGCUACUUUUGCACAGGAGGUGCCAAGAGUGCUCUUCAGCAAGUGGUGAUGGAAGGGCAUUAUUCCUUACCAGGAGCUUUCAAGCCAGAGCCCUGUCCUCUUGGCAGCUUCCAGCCUGCUCGUGCUCAGGCUCUUUGUAGGGACUGUCCAGAGGGUACAUUCUGCAGUGAGGCAGGCCUGGCUGCACCCCAGGAUUGUCCCAAAGGGCAUUUUUGCUUGGCUGGAAGCUCCUUCCCUCUCCCAUGUCCAGUGGGAACCUACACCGAUGUAGUCAGGGCAGGUUCUUGCAAGCCCUGCCCCGCAGGCAUGUACUGCAGCAGGGCUGCUCUGACUGAGCCAGAGGGACAUUGCCAGCCAGGGUAUUACUGCCUUCAAGGUUCCAGCACCUCCUCACCCAUGGGGCUGCCAGUUGGGGAUCUCUGCCCACAAGGACAUUAUUGCCCUGCUGGCACAACCCACCCAAAAGAGAUGCCGUGUCCUGCUGGCACCUGGAAUGCACAGAGGGGAGCCCAGGAUGCCACUUGGUGCCUGCCUUGUGCCCCUGGGUUUUUCUGCAACAUGUCUGGCCAGGCUGCUCCUGAGGGACUCUGUGCACGAGGCUAUUACUGCACGGGAAGGACAAAGACUGCAAAGCCAGAGGAUGGGCUCACUGGAGAUCUCUGUCCUCGAGGACAUUUCUGCCCUGCAGGCUCAGCAGCCCCUUCUCCCUGCCCCAGUGGGGAAUACAGCAAUGCAACAGGUCAAGAGAAAUGCUUCCCUUGCCCUGCUGGGUUCCACUGCUCAAGUGGACUGCGCCGUCGCUGUCCUCCUGGCUUCUAUUGCCCUCAGAACACUGGAAUCAGCUUUUAUCCCUGUCCCCCUGGGACCUACAACCCCUCCUAUGGCCUCAGCCAGGCUGAGCGGUGUCAGCACUGCCCUGCAGGGAUGUUCUGUGGAGAAUGGGGAUUAUCCUCUCCAAGUGGUCCCUGUUGGCCAGGAUUCUUCUGCACAGCAGGAGCAAGCAUCCCAAACCCUGAUGGAGCCACAAACACGAGCACUGGUGGUCCGUGCCCCCCUGGCCACUUCUGCCCAGCUGGCACAAGCAUCCCCCAGCAAUGCCCUAUGGGCACUUACUCUGACAGGCUCUACAACAGGCAGGACUCCAGCUGCACAGUGUGUCCAUCUGGCUAUUACUGCAGCUCUGCUGGCCUCACAGCACCCUCAGGACCCUGCUCGGCUGGCUACUACUGCUCGAGUGGAGCUUCCUCACCAUCCCCACAGGGUAUGUGGGAGAAAGGAGGUCCUUGUCCUGUGAGCCACUUCUGCCCAGAAGGAAGCAGCUUCCCCUUGCCCUGCCUUGCAGGGACUUACAACAACCUCACCAGACAAGCUGCAUGCUUCCCCUGUGCUGCAGGCUACUACUGCCCAGAAAACACCACCAGCUACAGUAUGAACCCCUGCCCAGCUGGCUUUUACUGCCCCAAAGGAACCAGGUUUGCUACUGAGUUCCCCUGUCCGCGGGGCUACUAUAACCCUGAUCCCAUGACACAGAGCUUGGAUAGCUGCUUGCCCUGUCCUCCUGGGCACUACUGUGGGAAGGAGAACUUGACAGCUGCCUCAGGCAUGUGUGAUGCAGGUUGGUUUUGCAUCUCAGCUGCUUGGACCUCACAGCCUUUUGAUCUGGAUAACUACACCAAUACCAACUGCCUCUGCCCAGCCACUGCCACUGGAGGGAAGUGCACAGCUGGUUUCUAUUGCCCCAAAGGAAGCCCAGAGCCACUUCCUUGUCCUCCAGGGUUUUACUGCAAUGCCUCAGGUCUGUCUGUGCCCACUGGGGAAUGUACUGCUGGUUUUUACUGUAAAGCUGGAGCAACAAUCCCUAACCCAACAGAUGGUGUGACUGGGAAUAUCUGCCCUGGGGGCACUUACUGCACUGCAGCAUCAGCAGUACCCAAGCUCUGCCCUGCUGGCACCUUUUCCAGCCUCCAGGGGAGGAGAACGCUUUCUGAGUGCCAGCCUUGCCCCUCUGGCUUCUAUUGUGAGGAACCUGGCCUCACUGCUCCGACCGGACAGUGCUGGGAAGGCUAUUACUGUAACAACCAGCAGGGGCCAGUUAUUGAUUUUACCCUUUACCCAUGCCCACGAGGGUUUUACUGCCCAGCAGGAACAAACAGCAGCACUCAGUACAGCUGCCCUGCAGGAACCUUUGGACCAAGGCAAAAACUGAAAGCAAUCACAGAAUGCCAAAGGUGUCCACCAGGAAAAUACUGUGAAUUCUCUGGGCUUGCUGCCCCAACAGGAGAUUGUGCUGAGGGGUUCUGGUGCAAAAGUGGUGCCCGAGUAAGAGCCCCCCAAGAUGGAGAAUCAGGACUUCCUUGUCCUCCUGGUCAUUAUUGCCCUGAAGGUGCCCCCCUUCCAUUGCAGUGCCCUCCUGGCACAUGGGCUGGUGGUGAAGGCAGCAGGAGCUUGCAGGAGUGCCAGCCUUGCCCUGGGGGAUAUUACUGCAAUAGCUCAGGGCAGAGAGCCCCCUCAGGACCCUGCAGCCCAGGGUACUACUGCAUCUCUGGGGCCCGGUCCUCCGCUCCCACUGAUGGCCUCUCAGGAGCUCCGUGUCCAGUCAGUCACUUCUGUCCUCUCGGAUCCAGCAGUCCAGCUCCAUGCCCCCCUGGCUCCUAUGUGCCACACACCCAUGGAGAGGAGUGCCGUGCUUGCCCAGAGGGGGAAUACUGUGUCUCUGGUGAGAAGCCACAGCCCUGUCCCCAAGGGUAUUUCUGUCCCAAGGGCACAGCUCUUCCUUUUGCUUGUCCAGCAGGGUCCUAUAACCCUUCUCCAAGGCAAGGCAGCUGCCUCCCCUGUCCUGAAGGGUUCUUCUGCCCCCAAAAUUCCUCUUCCUUUAUGGAGAAUGAAUGCCCAGCUGGCCACUACUGCCCUCCAAGUACUGCCUCUGCCACUCAGUUCCCAUGUCCAAAGGGGACUUACAACCCCCAGACUGGAAGCAGCCUGAAGUCUCACUGCACCCGCUGUGACCCAGGCAAGCGGCAGCUAAGGACAUCUCAAUAUGACAGGAGAAUGUGUGAAAAUUGGGAAUGUUCUUGA
Messenger RNA from Neopsephotus bourkii (Bourke's parrot), 5404 nucleotides. Its product is annotated as multiple epidermal growth factor-like domains protein 6. The coding region runs from base 1133 to 5404 and encodes 1423 amino acids. NCBI's taxonomy places the organism in Eukaryota, Metazoa, Chordata, Aves, Psittaciformes, Psittacidae. The transcript has 35 exons. The record is from RefSeq and is a predicted model, not a curated record.